AUGAGUGUAGGCAAGAACACACCGCCGCACGAGAUCGUGCCACCGCAGGAAGUUGGAGGAAUUUCCUUAUCUCUCAGGGUGCCGCCGUUUUGGCGCGACCGCCCCAGACUGUGGUUCGUCAGUUUCGAAGCAGCGACCCACGACCUUAAGAAAAGUCAAGCGCAGUUAUCGCAGAUGGUCAUCGCGCAACUCGACAAAAUGGACGUCGAGCAAAUAUCUGACUUACUGUACAACCCACCAUCCGAAAGUCAGUAUACUGUUCUGAAGGAACGGCUUAUCUCCGUGUAUGAAGAAAGUGAGGGACGUCAAUUUCAAAAGCUACUUCAAGAGAUGGAACUAGGUGACCAAAAGCCUACCCAACUACUCCGUCGUAUGCGUAACCUGGCACGCGAUAAAGUUCCUGACUCCACAUUAAGGCUAAUGUGGAUGAACCAUCUCCCACCGCACGUCCGUUCCGUUCUCGUCGUCAGCGACACCAUCAGCAAGACCGCUGCGCUGGACGAAUUAGCAUUACUCGCAGAUAAAAUGCUAGAACAAAGCCACGAGAUCUCUGCCGUAUCCGCAGCACCGCCACCCACAUCAUCAGCAGCGCCCGCUCCACAUCAAUACGCCGAUUCUCAAUUCCUAGUAGAAGAAAUUCGGAAACUAUCACUAGAAAUCACAGAGUUAAAAUCGUCGCAACGCAACCGCGCAGGCAACGAGCGACAGCCGCACUACGACCGGUUUCGCCGACGCCGCCGCUCGCGCGACAGGCAUGGCUCACCGUCUCGCUCCAACUCACGCGGCCGCAGAGCAGCGCUAUCACUCGCAGUAUGCUAUUAUCACAGACGUUUCGGAAGUGAAGCGCGAAGAUGUACACUGCCGUGCACAUUCUCCAGUGAUAACAUGAAGUCGGAAAACUAA
Hyposmocoma kahamanoa is the source of this 903-nucleotide messenger RNA. RefSeq lists its product as uncharacterized. The record is from RefSeq and is a predicted model, not a curated record. NCBI's taxonomy places the organism in Eukaryota, Metazoa, Arthropoda, Insecta, Lepidoptera, Cosmopterigidae. The coding region runs from base 1 to 903 and encodes 300 amino acids. The transcript has a single exon.